ACAUGAAAAGGCACUGCUUGGCUGUUUUGCAUAAAAGGCGUGGCUUCCUUCAGUGAGGCUGUUUGGAAGUCAGUGGAGCUGCUUUGCAUAAAGGGCGUGGCUUCCAUCAGGGAAGCUGUUUGGAAGUCAGUGGAGCUGCUUUGCAUAAAGGGCGUGGCUUCCAUCAGGGAGGCUGUUUGGAAGUCAGUGGAGCUGCUUUGCAUAAAGGGCGUGGCUUCCAUCAGGGAAGCUGUUUGGAAGUCAGUGGUGCUGCUUUGCAUAAAGGGCGUGGCUUCCAUCGGGGAGGCUGUUUGGAAGUCAGUGGAGCUGCUUUGCAUAAAGGGCGUAUUUUCGAAUGCACUGCGGGGAGGGAAUGUGUGGUUUUGCAUAAAGAGGCGUGGCUUCGAAUGCUGUGCUUCGCAGAAGGGGCGUGGCUUCCACGACACUGCAAGAGAGGAAUGCCUCUCUUUGAAUGACGUAGGGGGCGUGGUUUGUCCGCUAGCGAGCUGCUUUGAUUGGCGGAGUGGGGAACCCUUGUAUUUGCAUAAGGCGUUCGGAGCGCGCGCUGAUUGGCUCCUCGGGAUUGGCUGCGGCUACUCUGCCCCGCGGCUAAUGCGCGACACGGCGGCUGGUGCGGACGGGGAUUAAUGUUUACGUAAGGCGGAUUAAAGGAUGGAGCGGCCGUGGGAAGGGUAGCCGAGGAGGCACAGACCGGGAUGGGGGCCAGCAACAGCCAUGGAGAAAGGCAAGGCGAGGAAGAAGAGGAAGAAGAGGAGGAGGAGGAGGAAGAAGAAGAAGAGAGGAAAGGAGGAGAAGUCCCCGCCAUUCUAAAGGGCCGCAAUGAGACCAACUUCUUGCCGGACGCCUCUUGGGUCCGAGGCUGGAAGGCCCUCCUUUCCAAUGUUGGAGGGGCGCUUUUGGGCUUGGAAAAAGCUUUGGGUCCCCGGAACCCCUUCAAAGUGGGCCAAGGGGUCCCGGCGGAGGCCAUCAGUUGCCGGGCGGAAAAGAAGGAGGCGGCAACAGCAGCAGAUCGGGGCCUGCCCCAGUGCGUCUCCCUUUUCCUCCCCGAAUUUCCCCUCCGGCCGCCGGUGGGGCAGCGCCAGCUCAAGAUUUUGGGUUUCGUAGCCAAAGGGUCGUUUGGGACGGUACUGAAGGUCCUGGACUGCGGUCAAGGGCAGGUCUUUGCGGUCAAGGUCGUCCCAAAAGUGGAGGUUUUGCGCCGGGACACACUGAAGCAGUGCAAAGAAGAGGUCAGCAUCCAGAGGCAGGUCCGGCACCCCUUUGUCCACUGCGUGGGAGACACGUGGCAAGGCCAGCGCCACCUCUUCAUCCUGUGUUCCUAUUGCAGCAUCGGAGACCUUUACUCCCUUUGGAAGUCGGUGGGCCGCUUUGCUGAAGCCGUCCUGCGCCUCUUCGCCACGGAGCUGGUCCUGGUGCUAGCUUAUCUCCAUAACUUGGGCAUCGUCCAUCGGGAUGUCAAGAUGGAAAACAUACUCCUGGAUGAACAAGGGCAUCUGAAGCUGACUGAUUUUGGCCUUUCGCGCCAUUUGGCUUGUGGCGAACGGGCCUAUACCAUUUGCGGGACCCUCCAAUAUAUGGCCCCGGAAGUCCUGAGUGGCGGUCCAUACGCCCAUCCAGCCGACUGGUGGUCCAUGGGGAUCCUGCUGUUUGCACUGGCAACUGGGAAGUUCCCAGUUCCUCCAGAGAAGGACCACAUCUCCAUGCUGGAAAGUGUGAAAAGCUGCAGCUACGUCAUCCCUUCCUCUCUCGGCCUCGGGCUGCGCCUUCUCCUCAGCGAGCUCCUGUGCCCGGAUCCGCAGCGGCGCCUGCGCUACCUGCACCACUUCCGCGGCCACCUCUUCUUCCGCGGCAUGACCUUCGACGCCGAGAUCCUCCGCAAGCAGCCGGUGGACUUUGUCCUGGGUCUCCAAAGGGCCGCCGAGACCCCCAUGGACUCUGCCGCCUUCUCCGACUUCGACCUGGACCUGGCCAGCACCUCCGGACAGCCCUGCCCCGGGUGACGGCCACCAACCUUGACCUCUUCCUCCACACUCUCUCCCACCCACCCACCCCCCAACAAAUGCCAUGCAUCACUGUGAACCUCCUGCGCCGAUCAAACCCUCAGGACGCCGCACCAGGCCUCUCAGGAACUGGGAUCUCAGGGACAUACUGGGCACAACUGGGAGAGGGUCGCUGUUUGACCCCUCCGCUAUGCAAGUAACAUGGGGAGGUCCCCCAAAUCCAGGAUUUCCAUUUCCCGUCUUGUCUCCCUUUCCUCCUCUCUUCCUUUUUCUCUACUAUGCAAAAUGCAGGACGGACUCUCUCUUUCCCCCGUCGAGUCUCUUCCUCAUCCUUUUUUGCUCCUCACACGUCAUUCCUUUUUAUGCUUUCCGUUACAAAACAACAAUGGAAAAGAUCAAUAAAUCUUUGCGAUUGUUUUCCUUGGA
Messenger RNA from Anolis carolinensis (green anole), 2426 nucleotides. It is a transcript of the gene rskr, whose product is annotated as ribosomal protein S6 kinase related. The record is from RefSeq and is a predicted model, not a curated record. The transcript is spliced from 12 exons. NCBI's taxonomy places the organism in Eukaryota, Metazoa, Chordata, Lepidosauria, Squamata, Anolidae. Bases 696 to 2000 code for a protein of 434 amino acids. Gene Ontology annotation, molecular function: ATP binding; protein serine/threonine kinase activity. Gene Ontology annotation, biological process: protein phosphorylation.